AAAACAGUAAUUUGCCUUGUGAGUUUAUUGGGUGCGGCGACUGGCGACUGUUUACGGCUACCGGCGACUGGCGGUUGGCGACUAUCGACCGACGACUGGCGACUGGCAAACAUAUCUAUAUCUUGUAUUUGUUCUCCUUGUGGAUUGAGGCAAACUAAAACCUCCAACCUAUCUUCCCAAAUCAGGAAAGUCUCUUUCUUUACCGUUGGCUAUGCCUCCCUUUGCUUCUCUUUUCUUCCAUUCUCAUGGCAAGCUCAGCCAAUGAACGUCCUGCUUUUGGAAAGAUAGGUUAUGGAUGCAAGCAUUAUAGGAGAAGAUGUAAGAUUCGAGCUCCUUGCUGCAGUGAGAUCUUUGAUCAUCGUCAUUGUCACAACGAGGCUGCGAGCAUGCUGAAAAAUCCCUAUGAUCGACACAGAAUUGUUCAUCAGAUGUUAAACAGGUUGUUUGUUCUGUCUGUGAUACAGAACAACCGGAGCACAUUCCAGCUUGCUUCUACUUCGGAGGCUACGGUUAGCACAUAUGAGGUUUCUGUGUGGCUUUCACUUUGGAAUGACCUAUUCUCCCAGGUCUUUCGUGCUGUCAAAAGCAUAUUAAAUGGUUUUGUUGCCUUCUUCAUGGCUUGCAACAGGCAUUGUCUCAGGAUUUCAUCCAAAGAUUGCUUGGUUGAACCAGAGAUCCCAACCCUAAGAUCAUAAACAUAAUAGAGUAACACGCGAAGCUCAAAAUUUGAUGCACACUGAUUCAUUUACCUACCAUUUCUGGAGCUGAUUAUGUCAUGCUUAUGCCUGUUCAGUUAGAAGGAAGGAAACUCAACAUGAAGUGAGGUCCCAUUCUUUUUUAGGAUUUAACAGAGACGAAAUUAUGUCUCUGGUUCAACAAAGAAUUAUGUCGUUGCUGAUGAUUUGGGAGUCUUAAAGGGAUAUAUGAUCGGAGCAGAUUUUUAGCAGGUUUGUUAGAUUUGUUGAUAGACCUCCCAUUAAGCAUGUUUACCAAUACAAAGGGCAUAAAAGACAAUAGGUACAGAAAGGGGUUAAGAGUGUGAGGUGCCUUGCUGUAGGUUUUUAGAGAAGUGGUUACAGCCACGUAUGAGAAGGGAAUCAAAGUUGUUAGUGGAAUAGGUAGUCAUGAAGGUAGUAUAAAUAAAUGGUCUGUUUUGGUGAAUGACACAGAUCAAAUAUUGUCAUUGUGGGAGGCCCUCAGCUCCUCGAAUUGCUGGGAUCUAUUUAUUAGUUUAUCAAUAUUUUGGUUGUUCUUUUUCUAUUCUCUAAGUAAUAUAAUUAUUGAGGCUUGCUUGAGUGAAUAUAUUCUGUUAUCUUUGGUUGUUUGUGCUGUUGUUUGUUAUCAGUGCAGGGAGUCUUAUUAAGUGGUAUCAGAGCUUCGUUCGGGUAAUGGUUAAAUCGAAGAUGGAGAACAGAGUUGAAGGUUUGGAAAAAGGGAUGGGGAACGUUGAGAAAGAAAUGGGAACUGUAAGGGAAGAGCUAGGGAGUAUUAAGGGGUACUUAUCAGAGUUGCGCGAGUGGAUGAGACGAAGGGAAGAGAGGGAUACCAAUCUGAAUAACGAUAAAGGGUAGGCAUCUAACUCUGAUCCUACAAACAGUAAGGGAAGUGAUAAGAGUAAGGGGGGAGAGAACUCGAAGGUAACAAAAUUAGAACUACCCAUAUUCAAUGGGGAAGAUUCGAAUGGAUGGACAUUCAAAGUUAACCGGUAUUUUUCGGUGAAUCAAUAUGAGGAAGGAGAAAAAGUGGCAGCAGCUGCAGUGUGUAUGGAAGGUCGUGCCCUGAACUGGUAUUAGUGGGUAGAGUCUAGAGCACCCAUUGGUUCGUGGAUAGAAUUUAAGACAGUAGUGGUGGAGAGAUUCAGACCAUCAUUUAAAGGAUCAGCUUACGAAGCCUUGGUAGCUUUGAAGCAGACUGGUACAAUGACAGAGUACAGGGAAAAUUUUGAAGCUCACGCAGCUCUUUUGCGUGAGGUAGGGGAAGAUAUACUUUUGGGGGUAUUUACAAAUGGGUUAAAAGAAGAAAUCAGGGCCGAAAUUCGUUUGACCCAACCCAUGUCCCUGUUUGCAUUGAUGGACCAGGCCCAUCGCAUGGAGGAAAGAAAUUGGGUCUUAGACACAAACAGACCCAGGUUUAUUAAAGCCCAAGGACACAAGUUGGACUCUUACAAUAGGGUCACCCCAAGCCCAAAGCCAAGCCCAGAACUCAUUCGCCCAAAUUGGACUAACCCAACACGAAACCCAGAUCCAGGACACCCAUUUUCCCCAAAUCGAUUUCACGACAAAAAUCGAUUUCACUACGGAAAUCGAUUCACAGACGUGACAACACAGAACUUUAGCGGGGAGACUUUCCAGCGAAUGUUCGACGCUGAACUGCAGCAAAAACGAGAAAAGGGCCUUUGUUUUCGCUGUGAUGAGAAAUACGGACCGAACCAUCGCUGUAGAAGCAAAUCAAUCCAGAUCUUGCUGGUCACCGACGACGAAGUGAUCGAAAAUGAUGAAAGCUCGCCUGAACCUACCUCAGAAACGACGAAGAAGGUAAUCCUUUGGCCCUAUCCAUGCACUCGAUCGUUGGGGUAACCACCGAUGAAACCUUAAAGUUGAAAUGGGUGAUUAAAAGUACAGAGUUGAUUGUGCUGGUGGAUAGUGGGGCUUCCCACAAUUUCAUCUCGCAUGACUUGGUGCGAAAAUUAGGUUUAGCAGUGGAAAAAGGAAAAUCGUUUGGAGUGAUGGUGGGAAAUGGGUUUACUGUCAGAGGGGAGGGAAUCUGUAGGGGAGUAAAAUUGAGGAUGCAGGGGAUUGAAGUGUGCCAGGACUAUUUUCCAUUUGAGUUAGGGGGGCAGAUGUCGUAUAAGGGGUUUCCUGGCUCAGUACGUUGGGUGAUGUGUGUGCAAACUGGAGGAAUCUAACAAUGGCCUUUAUUAGGGAAGGAAAUAGGGUGGUUUUACAAGGGGAUCCAUCAUUAGUCAACAAGGUUGUGUCCUUAAAAGCCAUGAUGAAAUCCCUACAACAGGAGGAUGCGAGAUAUGUAAUCGAGUUUUGUUCCAUUGGGGUUAAGGAAGAAGAAGCAGAGGAACCUAUGGAUCCGGCAGUAGCAGCAGUUGUAAAUAAGUUUAGCCAUCUGUUUGAACAGGCUACCCCACUCCCACCCAAGAGACCCACUGAUCAUGCCAUAGUCUUGGCAGCCAAUGCCAAACCUCCUAACAUUCGCCCAUACAAGUACUCAAUACUCUUAAAAAAAUGAAAUAGAAAAGUUGGUGGGUGAGAUGCUGGUGGCCGGAAUAAUACAACCAAGCACUAGUCCCUUUGCGAGUCUUGCAUUGUUGGUUAAGAAAAAAGACGUAAGCUGGCGUUUUUGUGUACACUACAGGGCCCUAAAUAACAUUACUAUACCCGACAAGUUUCCAAUUCCCUCCAUUGACAAACUGUUAGAUGAACUGUCAAGGGCAGCCAUUUUCACGAAAUUGGACCUCAAAUUCGGCUACCACCAUAUUAGGAUGAAAGAGGAGGAUGUUUCCAAAACAACUUUUAUGACACACGAAGGGCAUUAUGAAUUUCUAGUCAUGCCCUUCGGAUUAACCAAUGCCCCGUCCACCUUCCAAGCUUUGAUGAAUACCAUAUUUAAACCAGUCUUGCGGAAAUUCAUACUUGUGUCUUUUGACGACAUCCUUAUUUACAGUCCUGAUUUAAAGACUCACCUGAGCCAUAUGAGACAUGCUUUUCAAAUCCUCCCCUAGCAUGAAUUGGUAAUCAAUUACAAGAAGUGUAUGUUUGGCCAUCAGAGAUUGGAAUAUUUGGGUCAUUUAAUUUCAGCAAAAGGGGUAGAAGCUGAUCCACAGAAGAUUGAUUCAAUGCUGAAUUGGCCCGUCCCAUGCACAAUCAAAGGAUUAAGGGGAUUUUUGGGUUUGACUGGGUACUAUCGUCGUUUUGUGUAGAAUUAUGGUUUGAUCGCGCAGCCAUUAACAUAGUUGUUGUGAAAGGACUCAUUUGCAUGGGAUGACCAAGCACAACAGGCCUUUGAAACUCUUAAAAGGGCAAUGACUUCAGUUCCAGUGCUGGCAGUUUCGGAUUUCACUCUUCCAUUUGAGGUACACAUAGACGCAUCAGGUCAAGGAAUUGGAGCUGUCUUGGUCCAGAAUCAACGACCGAUUGCAUUCAUUAGCCAAGCCUUCUCCAACCACGCCCAACAGAAAUCAGCAUACGAGAGAGAGCUGAUGGCCAUUGUGUUCGCCGUCCACAAGUGGAGUCAUUACCUAAGUGGACGCAAAUUUAUCAUUAAAUCUGAUUAGCGUAGUCUACAGUUUCUGACGGAUCAGCGUGUUAAAACACCCGAACAACAGAAAUGGAUUUCCAAGCUCUUAGGGUUCUCCUUCGAAAUCCACUACCAAUCGGGAAACUCAAACCAAGUGGCUGAUGCUUUGUCGAGACGCGGAGAGGGUACUGAAUUAGCAGCCAUUUCGGUAGUAUAAUUUUCCGAAUGGGAUGAGUUAGCGACGGAAGCCCAACAAGACCCAAAGCUACAAGCAAUCAUCCAAGACCUUCUUUUUUACUCUACCAGUCAUCCUUUGUAUGGUUUUCGCCGUGGCUGUCUCAUCUACAAAAACAGGUUGGUUUUGCCCAGAAAUUCUAAGUUCAUUCCUAAACUUUUAGAGGAGUUUCACAGCAGCUCGGGAGGGGGCCAUUCAGGCUUUUUUAGAACAUAUAAGAAGCUGAUGAAUAUAGUAUUUUGGGACGGUAUUAAGAGGGAUGUGCAGGAGUAUGCCCAACGGUGUUCCAUCUGCCAAUCACAUAAAUAUUCUGCUCUCAAACCAGCAGGUCUUCUUCAGCCCUUACCCAUUCCAUCCCAGGUUUUUGAAGAUACUAGCAUGGAUUUCAUUGGAGGAUUACCAAAAGCAAGAGGACAGGAUACCAUAGGGUUGUAAUGGACCGACUCACUAAAUAUGGUCACUUUAUUCCGCUGUGUCACCUCUACAGUGUUAAGGAUGUUGCAGCCAUUUUUGUCUCUGGUAUUGUACGGCUCCACGGUUUUCCCAAGUCUAUAGUUUCGGAAUCGCGAUAGGAUUUUUACCAGCAACUUCUGGCAGGAACUUUUCAAGGCCGCUGGCAUUUCACUGAAGUUCACUUCGGCAUAUCACCCCCAAAUCGAUGGCCAAACGGAGGUGGUCAACCGAUGUUUAGAAACUUGUGCUGUUUUUGUAGUUCGCAGCCAAAACAGUGGGAUAAGUGGCUGUCCUGGGCAGAAUAUUUGUACAACACCACACAUCACAGCUCUAUUAAAAUGACCCCUUUCAAAGCCCUCUACGGCAGGGAUCCACCCUCUCUCCUCAAGUUUUCAGAUUACCCCUCCUCGGUGGAAGAAUUCAAUCAGCAAAUGGCUAUCCGAAAUUCCAUAUUGGCUGAACUAAAGCAUAACUUGUUUGUAGCUCAAGCACAAAUGAAGGAAACUACUGACCUCCGUCGUUGGGAUAUUAGUUUUCAACCAGGGGACCAAGUAUAUUUGAAGCUCCAGCUGUACCGUUUCAAGUCCUUGGCCAAAAAACUGAAUGAAAAGCUUAGCCCACGGUUUUAUGGUCCUUUCCCCUAUAUUAGAGAAGAUUGGGCAGGUGGCUUACAGGUUGGAGCUGCCUCCUACAGUAAGAAUUCAUCUCGUCUUUCACAUUUCUCAACUAAAACGAAGUUUGCACCCUUCGGUACCCAUCCAACCCCUACCAUCCUGCCUCAUCGAGGAUAUGGAACUCCUUGUUGAACCAGAAUCAUUGUUGGCUGUUUGCACUUUAUUAAAUGGCUCUCGAGAAGUACUUGUCAAAUGGAAAGACUUAGCUCCUUAUGAAGAAUCAUAGGAGGCUUACGAUGUGAUCUACCAGCAAUUCCCUCAUUUCCACCUUGAGGACAAGGUGGCUCUCCAUGGGGGGGAGGGAUUGAUAGACCUCCCAUUAAGCAUGUUUACUAAUACAAAGAGCAUAAAAGACAAUAGGGACAGAAAGGGGUUAACAGUGAGAGGUGCCUUGUUGUAGGUUGUUAGAGAAGUGGUUACAACCACGUAUGAGAAGGGAAUCAAAGUUGUUAGUGGAAUAGGUAGUCAUGAAGGUAGUAUAAAUAAAGAGUGUUUUGGUGAAUGACACAGAUCAAAUAUUGUCGUUGUGGGAGGCCCCCAGCUCCUCAAAUUGCUGGGAUCUAUCUGUUAGUUUAUCAAUAUUUUGGUUGUUCUUUUUCUAUUCUCUAAGUAAUAUAAUUGUUGAGGCUUGCUUGAGU
Molecule: messenger RNA, 6248 nt
Organism: Pistacia vera
Lineage: Eukaryota; Viridiplantae; Streptophyta; Magnoliopsida; Sapindales; Anacardiaceae
Product: E3 ubiquitin-protein ligase MIEL1-like
Exons: 8
Coding region: 246-695 (149 amino acids)
Molecular function (GO): zinc ion binding
Source: RefSeq, a predicted model, not a curated record